Thamnophis sirtalis is the source of this 385-nucleotide messenger RNA. The record is from RefSeq and is a predicted model, not a curated record. Lineage: Eukaryota; Metazoa; Chordata; Lepidosauria; Squamata; Natricidae.
GGCUUCCUUGAGGAAUUUGGUGGUCUCUCUGAUGAGUUCUAUGAAGUCUAUUAUCAGCCUGCUCUUCCUCCUUUUCCUCUUCAUUGUAGUCUUUGCUCUACUUGGGAUGCAGCUUUUCGGUGGCAGAUUUAAUUUUAUGGAUGGCACUCCUUCGGCAAAUUUCGAUACCUUUCCUGCAGCCAUCAUGACAGUUUUCCAGAUAUUAACAGGUGAAGAUUGGAAUGAAGUGAUGUACAAUGGAAUUCGCUCUCAAGGUGGUGUCAGCUCGGGAAUGUGGUCAUCCAUCUACUUCAUAGUCCUCACAUUGUUUGGGAAUUAUACCCUACUUAAUGUAUUCUUGGCCAUCGCUGUGGACAACCUAGCCAAUGCACAGGAACUGACAAAG